Molecule: messenger RNA, 3138 nt
Organism: Brassica napus (rape)
Lineage: Eukaryota; Viridiplantae; Streptophyta; Magnoliopsida; Brassicales; Brassicaceae
Product: putative U-box domain-containing protein 46
Exons: 2
Coding region: 1402-2796 (464 amino acids)
Biological process (GO): protein ubiquitination
Cellular component (GO): nucleus; cytoplasm
Molecular function (GO): ubiquitin-protein transferase activity
Source: RefSeq, a predicted model, not a curated record
GAUUUUUAAUAGUUUUUAGCUUAAAUUAUUAAUUUAUUAAUUUAAAUAACAUAACUAUUUCAAACUUUCUAAUUGGAAUUACAAUUAUAAUUAUUUCAAAAAGUUAGGACCAAUUCUUAUUUUCAUAUGAUGUAGGAUGUUUUAAAAUCUAUAGUUUCAAUUUUCUCAUUCAUUUCAAGUUGUCUCGAUUAUAAUUUUUGACAUCUAUAUUAUGUACUUUUGAUAUUUGUUUUUUUACAGUUGAAGUUCUAUGUUUUUCUUCUUUCUUUGAGUCUGAAAUACUAGGACCAAAUCAGUUUUGUUACAUGGAAUUUGGAAUUAUGAAUUAGGUAUUCCGGAAUUACUUUAGUAGUUAUUUCACAUGUAUGUUUUAUUACUGUUUAAUCUAUAAAAAAAAUAUGCUUUGAUAUUAAAUUUUGAGAAUUGCAUAUGUAAUCAUGUUAUGAACAUGUUUUUAAUAGUUUAGUUUCUAAAACAGAUAAAAAUAAAUAUAUUUUUAAUGAAUAAUUAGAUUUAUCAUUAUAUAAUUAACCAUAAAUUAAUUUUAAUAAUAAAACUAUCAUUAUCUAUUGUUUCUUUUAUUAAAAUUAAACUUAUGAAAUAUUAAGAUAAGUCAAUGUAUAUAUUGAUCAAGUAAACCAAUGAAAUAUUGUUAUUAUCUCAAUUCGUUUUAAAAAAAAAUAAAUUCUACAAAAUUAUCAUCAAACUUUAGUUUUUAUUUAAUUUUUAUUUAUUUUUAUUUAUUUUGUUCUUAUUUGGAUUUUGUGUGUUUUAAUGUUCUUUUGGUAAGUUAAUUCAUGUUUACGGUUCAAAAAUACAAAGUAGAUUCACAGAGACCAAAAGUUCACAUUCUUAUUUUACUUUAUUGUGUAGAAUAUUUGAUAUGUAAUUAUGCUCUUAACGUCUCAUAGUUUUAUAGCUUUCCUUUGUGUUAAGAAGAAUAAGAUCGAAAUAAAAAUCGAAGAGAACUAAAAUGAUUAAAAAUAUAAAGAAUAAGUUAUCAUGAUGUUUAAAUCAUAAUACAUAUAUUACUAAUUAUUAGCAAAACGAUCAUAUGACCGCAUGUGCGGACAAAACACUAGAAGGAUAUUUUUAUAAACUCAAAUCUACUUGUUACACCGGUGGCGUACGUGAUUGACGUAUUUAUAAAAUUACAGGUGGCAUUAUGUUAGUUUAACUCAUACCUAGGUUAUGAAUUUGACGUGGCAGCCUAUGUAUUACAGGUGGCGUAGGUAACUAAAACAAAAAAUUUUUAAAGGAGGCAAAAGAAAAAUAUACUCAAAACUGAGAAGCUAACGGUUUCUUCUUCGCUUCUCUCUCUAUUGCUAACAGAAACUUCCCGCCUUCUUCUUUUUUUCCCCCAAUUCUCGAGUUUCUAGGGUUUCUAGUUUCGCGCUUUCAAUGGAGGAAUUGACGGCAGCAAACGCCGAUACUCUGAGGAUGGAGUUAAAGAAGACGAUGACGGAGAUACUCGACGUCGGAGGCGUAAGCGAAGAUCGCAGCGAGACUGACGGAGCCUUGGUAGCAGUUGACGAGGCGGUUAGAAUCCUGAAUCGUCUGAGGGAAGUUGAAUCGAAGAUGCCGGACUCAGCAACUUCUUCGUCUUCUCCGGCUUCUGUGCUCGAAGUGCCGAAAGAGUUCAAGUGUAUGCUCUCGCGUGCUAUCAUGAGCGAACCUGUGGUCAUUGCUUCUGGCCAGACUUAUGAAAAGAGAUACAUCCAACAGUGGCUGAUGUAUAAAGUGACAUGUCCCAAGACCAAAGAAGUCCUCUCUCACCGUUUGUGGUCACCCAACCAUGUGAUCGCUGAGUUGAUUACGCAAUGGUGUCAAGCCAACAAGUGCGAUCUGCCAAAACCAUCUGAUGCACCCAUUGGACUAUUCCCUGAUGACAUUGACCUAUUGCUUCACAGGAUCUCCUCUCCCUCCUCAGUUGAAGACCAGACAGGAGCUGCGAACGAGCUGCGUCGUCAGACCAAGAGAUUUGCCGAUGUCACGGCCUUCUUUGUCGCUGAAAUCCCUGAUUCCAUCACACGGUUGCUCACUCCGCUCUCUGCUUUGGGCGAGGCCAUUGACUCGAACCCGGGCCUUCAGAAGAAUAUCAUCACCGCAUUGCUCUACAUCUCGAGUCUUGAGGAGAACAAAACAGCAGUUGCUCAGAACCCUAUUGUGAUCCCACUGCUUACAAAGUCGCUGAAGCAGGGGACAGCUAAGACACGAAGAAACUCCGCAAAUGCUUUAUGGGAACUUUCGAAACUUGAUUCUAACAAGAUCCACAUCGGGAAAUCAGAGACACUGGAGGCUUUGGUACUUGUUAUCAAAGAGGAUCAUUUCACUGCCGCCAUAGGUGCCGCUUAUGCUGUUUUCCAACUCUGUUGCCUACCGGAGAACAGGGGCAAAGUGGUUUCAGAAGGUUUGGUUCCCGCGCUGAUCAACAGGAUUAAAGAACGAAGCUAUGUGUAUAUCUACUUUGCUCUCUUGUCGCUUAUGACUAUACAAAAAGGGGUGAUUGAAGAAAUGGAGGAUCUAGGGUUUGUCGAUGAUAUGUGCAGUAUCUUGAGGAAUACGAGUUGCUCAGUGACUGAAGAGAACGGUGUAUCGAUCGUCCUCCUUCGCAUGUGCGGUCUGAACACGGGUGACAAAGACAGAGAGAGGACUAGGCUGAAACUGAUCAAAGAAGAGGAGGAUAAAUACUCGACAUUUACAAAGUUUGCAACGCAAGGAUCACAAUGUGCAGUGGCAGAAGCAGAAGCGGUUUUGCAGUGGAUCAAGAGGUCCGUUACAGGUGAAGAGCCAUAAAGGGUGGAUGAAGGGAACCACCACACUCAGGUCUUGUUGAUAAAUAAAACGAUUAGUUUUGCAAACUGAGUCUUGGUGAUGCAUGUAAAAAUUUUAGAAAGAGGGAAAAGUUGUAUAGGUUCUGUCUGAAAACGGAAAGUGCGUAAGGAGGGCCUGACUUUGCCACUUUUAAUUGACGUGUGCUGUUUCUGUUUCAUAUUCCGACUAGUGAAAAUCAUCCGAGAGGAUUGCGUGAGCCCCAAGUCAUGUGGUUUUCUCGUGUAUUCUUCCAAAUGCUAAGCUGUGCACUGUCCCAAUCAUGAAACGGCAAACACUUUGACCACUCCAACCUCUUAUCUAUAG